Amoebophrya sp. A25 is the source of this 4416-nucleotide messenger RNA. NCBI's taxonomy places the organism in Eukaryota, Dinophyceae, Syndiniales, Amoebophryaceae. The record is from the annotation of a GenBank genome assembly.
GCGUCUGGUCAACAAAGAAACGGGCUCCGCUGGCCCCUUCGUCGUGUGGGAUUACAGGAGAGGAAACACCUGUCCCACUUGGUUUAGUGCGCGCAGUCUCGAGCGGCCACAUGAAGUAGAUCCUGGAGGAGUACAACAUGGUGUUAGUAGUACAUGUACAGGAACUGGAGUCCCCAUUCGUCGCGCCCCCUCAGCAACAGCAGCACCCACGCUUCACCUUGAAGUGCAGAUAUAUUCUCCUGGGGCGUCGAGUUUUUUAGCAGGAGAAGAUACGAUCUUAGGGCGUGGUCAAGUCCCGCUAGCCGAUGUAGGGAUGGGUGUUAUGUUUUUGUCUGAUAAGUUGGUUAGCUAGGCCCUCGUACCUGUAGCUUCGCAAGCGAGAACGCGUUCCAUCUUCUUCUAAGUAUAAAACCACCGUUCUACCGCUCUCUACGGAGCCCUCCGCUUUCGAUCGAGUAGUUGAGUCACUUAUUUUUGCUCUGUCACCAUCUGGGCGAAGUGUGAAAGACUUUUUGCCGCAAGAGCAGCAGGACCCACCGAAGAAGAGAAUGGUCGCAGAGGCAUCUCGCUCAACAUCAUCUACGACGGCUACUCGUACAGUUAAGAUUGAUGAAUACACAGGAGUAGUUGGUGCGUGUCUACUCUCUAUAAAUAUGUAAACAGCUCUCCUUGGGCGAAUACGUUCCUUUCCGUACCAGAAAAGGAGAGCGUCAUCUAAUAUUGCAACUACCGCUGCGAACGCAUCGCUAGCGAACAAUGCAGCUAGUGUGCCCACACUCGAUAGUGAUCCAGAUGGAUCUUCUAGUUCCAAAGAGAUCGGUCAGGCUAUUGUCAAAUUGCGGCGAUUAGAUGUGCAGGACCUGGUGACACGGAAUCGGCAAAAGACGUUACGGGUCGUUCAAGUAAGAGAUGCGUUGUGCUGGUGCUGUCUACCAGUUACAAGAAGAUAAAAGCAAUAGUAAGUAGUAAGUAGUUAAGUAAGUAAGUAAUUAUGUAAGUAGUAGCAAAGGCACUAGUAAAGAUAGCAAACGUUUUGGAUAUUUUUUAGACCAGCAGCAUUCAGCAAGAAAGUUUUCCCCAUCUAAGAAAAGUCUACUUCGUGCGUCAUGGCGAAUCAUUGUGGAACGAAGCGCAGGAUGGUGGACUGUUUUGGAGGAUGCCUGGGCUUUUUGAUGCACCUCUGAGUUCCGCAGGCCGCAGACAGUGUGAGGAUUUGGCAAAAGUCACGAGGCAGAUGUUUCGAGGUAAUUUUUACUUGUACUUACUGUAUUUCGUUUCCGUAGGCUAUUUCGUUGCAUGUCCUUGUUCUUAUGCCGAGUAUUAUAGUAGAGCAUUUCCUAAGAUGGAUGAUGGCUUGCAUGGAUUGCAAUGCAUUGCAUGGAUGGCAUGGCCAGGAGGAGCGAAGGCGUGACCUUUUUAAAGGGGAAGCGCGCACUUCUCUGCUUGAACGCAGCGCCUCGCCUGACAAGGCCACAGGAGGGCCGCUGCCUUGCUUAUCUUGUUGCGCUCUGCCCGCCCGCGGAUAGGGGGGCUGCUUCUCGUAGGGGUGAGGCCGCGCAUGGGCCACUCCCUUUCGGUUCGAGCUGGCUGCAGGGAGGACCGGACGCAGAGCGCCUGACGCCUGGCCGCGUUCCGUUGGAGAUGCCAGCAAACUAGCCUAGACAUUCGCAGCUAGAUAGAAGCCGGGCCCCUAAGUAAGUGCGUGAUGGUCGAUAGGCGUAAGUGCUUAAGAUGUUAGACUAUGAAGCCCCCCACUGCCCCCCUGGGAUGGAAUUGCCAUGCUUGCGACCAUUGUGCUUACAAUAUAUUGAUGCUUAUACUUUUUCGCUAUGGGCCCGCGUUAGAAGUAACAGGAACGCAGUGGCGUUGGGCUUUCAGUCUAGCCCUGAUUUCCGGCUGGGUUUAAGUAGGCACACGACAAGGGCGCUAGUUUCCUUGCGUACACAGGCUACGGCGCGCAUCUAUGGCCCUCUGCGUUGCCGGCGUUGGGGCGGUGGUCUUCGGGGGGUGUUCUGACUGUAGCCUGCGUAUGCUGCGCCUGGAUGCGAAUGCUUCGAAGUUGCUUGCGCCCAAGCUGUUGGAAGGUGAAACUCGACUACAGUAAGUGCGGACGAUGGCGCCCGAAGGGCGCCCCGAAAAGAAAGCGACUUAGUUCUAAAUAGUGCCAUCCAUUGCCAUGCAUGCAAUCCAUACCGUGCAUUUUAGAAAUCUGGAAAGAGCGAAGUUCUCUAUUAUAGUAUACCUACCUUUACUAGUGAGUAUGGUACUCGUGCGAACUUGUUUUGAUCAGGAGCAAACACCUGGACCUGCACAUUUUUUACCUUCAACCACCUUCAAAGAUUCCCCUCCGAGCGUGAUAUUUUGCUCGCCGUUGACCCGCGCGAUUCAGACAGCUGUAAUCGGCUUUCAGGAUUUCGUCUACAGCACGCCUUUGCUUCUACUUCCUAGUGCGCGGGAGAAGCGUGGCUCGAUCGCGUCUGUCGAUUCUGCAGGCAUCGCUGUGGGUGAGGACAUCAUUAAUCACGUGCAGACAGAACUGCAGAAACUGUAUGCUGAACAAAGUAUGGAUGGAGGAUCUACUAAGUCAGGAACGACUACGACAGCUACCACCGCUGGUGGAGGCGCUUCUACGUCAGGAACUGUGACUGCAACUAUAGGUGCAACUCAACACGGUGAGCAAGAGCAUCUACCAAGACCACAUGCAACUGCGAUAAAACGACAGCGAAGUGAUCAGUCGCAGCAGUCAUCAGGAAAGUCGCGGUCACCCGCUGUGGUUGCUGCCCGCCCAUCCGUGGCGAGCCUGAAGCGGCGAGGAUCAGGAACAUCUAGUUAGGAAGACUACUUCACUGUACAGUUAGACUCGUAAAUAUCAGCUUUUGCAUUUGCUUACCACCGAUUCUCUUUGUAACACUAAAAGUGCCUUUUCGUUUUCUUGCAUAAAGAAGUUCAUGUUGAUGAUACUGAGAUGAACAAUACGCCGUGCUCUAAGUCUGUGCAAGCAAAAUGGAGGCAGGCGAAGAGGACGUUGUUCCUGCGUUUGUGCGGAAUUUCCGCGAGUUGCAGUUAUGGAGAACAAUAGUGGCUAUUCUGAUCAUCAUGGGGUGUCAUACAUAUUUAUAUAUUUAAUUCACAGUGUUCCUAUUCUCAUUCUCGCGUUCCGUUUUGGUUUUCCUUCACAUGAUUUUCCAUUUCCUCCAAUCCCUGUCGACACAAAGCAAGUUCAACAGCCCUGGUGGACAUCUUGGGCAGAUAGCCGUAGCGAUUUGUUGCGGAGAUUAGAUGACUUCAUGUGCCAGCUGAUUUACUCGCCCUACGAUAAUAUCGCAGUGGUCGGACAUUCGCAUUUCUUUCGCGAGAUUUUCAGGAACUACAUCCACAACGAGUUGUUUACUGUCGAAGGAAGGAGUGACGAUGCGAUGAAAGAGGAUCAUAAGAAGACGCUGAUAAUUAUGGCGAGACGUCGUUGGAUCUUCAGUGGUUAAUGUGGUUUCUAAUCACCUACUCGUGCUUGUCGCAAAUUUACAAGAUUUUCCCUUCUGAAGGCAGGGGCACAAGUAGUGGAAGACGAGUAGUUAAAUUUUGAAAAAGUAACAAGGUGGACGAGGUAGAUCUCUAAGAUGAAGAAGCUUUGCAAAGACAAGAUUUCGAAUGCAGGAAUGCUGAAACUGACGCUUCGGUGCGACCUGGCGGUGGAUGCUGGAUCUUAUGGUCUGUGCAGCUUUGUUGUUGCUCGUGUUGAUUCAUCAAUGCGGAGGAGGAGGAUAAUUUAUUAGAGAGGAGUUUAUAAAAAAAUACGAAUACCUCACAUACUGAUACUCGUCUUUCUACUCUUUCUUCUAAUGAAAACAACAACGGCCAAUUUCGAGUGCGGAACUGUGUGGGACAAGGACUCGCUUAGUCGGAGAUGCAGGGAUUUUUGGGUCGAUGGAUAUGCUACGUGCUUGCCGUGGGCCUACAGGAUCAGGAGGUGGGACGAAUGUGAGACUCCACGAUGCUGGAGAGUUGGUUGUGCCUACUCAGCUACAACCAGGCUGAGGGGAGCAAAUGAGACUUCUAGAUCUACAUGAAGAUUGUGUAUUCGAAGACCUGAAGAUCAUGUGAGAAGACUUUGGCACAAAAAAUCACGCACCACAAUCAUUCGUCACCUUGUCCGAUUGCUAUUCUUUACCUGUGAAUAUCCGGGUCUUAUCCAGAAGUUUGCGUCAAAGAACAGGGUCCAUUGUUUUCUUCUUGAUACUCACGCACCCACGCGCAUGGCUGAAGGAAGAACCUUACACACAACGCGCUGUUGAAAGUCGUCUUUGAUGUUUGUCGUUGCUACUCAAUAUUGUCGGGAAUAUGUUGUUCGCAACAGUGGCUGAUCUGCAGCACUUUGUAACAGGAUGAAUCGCGUUCAUGGCGCGUUUUUGUUUGAGG